Messenger RNA from Sphenostylis stenocarpa, 537 nucleotides. The record is from the annotation of a GenBank genome assembly. Lineage: Eukaryota; Viridiplantae; Streptophyta; Magnoliopsida; Fabales; Fabaceae.
AUGAUCUAUUGGUUUUUGUUGUCGGAGUAUACUAAAAUGACUGAACAACUGGGGGUGCUAAAAGUCAUUGUUGUGCAAGGGAAAAGGUUGGUGAUCCGGGAUUUCAAGACCAGUGAUCCUUAUGUUGUGCUCAAACUAGGGAACCAGACUGCAAAGACCAAGGUAAUUAAUAGCUGCUUGAAUCCUGUUUGGAAUGAAGAGCUAAAUUUCACUCUGACAGAAUCCCUGGGUGUUCUGAAUUUGGAAGUAUUUGAUAAAGAUCUUUUGAAGGCUGAUGACAAGAUGGGAAAUGCUUUUCUUAACCUUCAACCAUUAGUCUCUGCAGCCAGAUUAAGAGACAUCUUAAGAGUGUCCUCUGGUGAGACAACCUUAAGGAAGGUCAUACCUGACAGUGAAAACUGUCUUGUUCGUGAAAGCAGUAUCAAUUGUGUUAAUGGUGAGGUGGUGCAGAAUGUUUGGUUAAGGCUUCGUGGAGUAGAGUCUGGGGAACUAGAAUUGACCAUCAAGUUGGCCACACCCGUUGCUCCUGCAACAUAG